Molecule: messenger RNA, 2126 nt
Organism: Pantherophis guttatus
Lineage: Eukaryota; Metazoa; Chordata; Lepidosauria; Squamata; Colubridae
Source: RefSeq, a predicted model, not a curated record
UUGUCUACCCAGAGAGUCCUGCUCGGUUCAGCAAUAAAGAGUUAAAAGGGAUGUUGGUUUGGUCACCUAAUCACUGUGUCUCGGAUGCCAAAUUGGACAAAUAUAUCGCCAUGGCCAAGGAAAAGCAUGGCUACAACAUUGAACAGGCUUUGGGGAUGCUAUUGUGGCAUAAACACGACGUGGAGAAGUCGCUGGCCGAUUUAGCCAAUUUCACGCCGUUCCCCGAUGAAUGGACGGUGGAGGACAAAGUCCUGUUUGAGCAAGCCUUCAGCUUCCACGGGAAAAGUUUUGCUCGCAUCCAGCAGAUGCUUCCUGACAAGUUAAUCCCCAGCCUGGUGAAAUAUUACUACUCUUGGAAGAAGACCAGAAGUCGGACAAGCGUGAUGGAUAGGCAAGCCCGAAAACUGCUCAGCAGGAAGGAAAAAGACGACAGCAACGAUGAAUUAGAAGACGCACGGCAGGCCAGCGAAGGGGAAUUUGAUGCCAUGGAUCCCAAGAAGGAGCCUAGUUAUCCGAAGCCCCCCAGCAGCAAACCUGGGCCAAUGAAGAAGGAAGUGCAGCUACCCCAAUAUCGGCACCACCCUCUCCGUGCCCGCCGGCGCCCUCCGAAGGGCAUGUACCUGAGCCAAGAAGGCAUCACGGGCCUCUCCACCAGCCCUGACAUGGCCGUGCUCACCUUACGCCAUCUGGACUCUCAGCUGGUUUCCCUCAAACGCCAGGUGCAAAGCAUCAAACAGAUCAACAGCAGCAUGAAGCAGGCACUAGGCGAAGGGAUACAUAAACUGCGCCCAACGGAGACUAACAUCAAGUUCAAUUCCCGCUGGACAACCGAUGAGCAGCUGCUGGCAGUGCAGGCCAUCCGGAAAUAUGGCAAAGACUUUCAAGCCAUCGCCGAGGUGAUCAGCAAUAAGACGGUGGCGCAGGUGAAAACCUUCUUCGUCAGCUACCGCCGGCGGUUCAACCUGGAGGAGGUGCUGCAGGAGUGGGAGGCCGAACAGGAGGGCCUGAGCCCGGCCCCCGCCCAAGGCAGCUCGUCCCCUCAGGAGCAGAAGAGCAGCAGCGAGGAAGAGGACGAGGUCCAGAUCACCGCCGUAUCGCGAUCUGCGCAGCCGCCUCCAACCCAGCUGGCCCAGCCGCCUCCUGCGCUUCCCCCCCUCCCUGCCUCUCCCCGCCCUCCCCCUGUGGCGCUCUCCCAGCCUCCCCCCUUGCUGAGGCCCACCCUGCCCACCGCACCCAUGCUGCACCGCCAGCCGCCGCCCUUACAGCAAGGGCGUUUCCUCCAGCCCAGACUUUCGGUCAACCAGCUGCCGCCUCCGCUCAUCCGGCCCGCGGGGUCCCGCCAGGCUCCGCCGCGAGGAGCCCAGCACCCUCCAUCGCUGCUCAGCGGGACAGGAGAGCCGCCCCCUCUACCCUCCUUGGGGUCCCUCUGAAGGGGGACCCCUCUGCGCCAGUCUCGUUGCGGCUCCGGUGGGUGGGGUUCAGCUGGGAAUGGUACGAGCCCACCGGAGUGGGUUGGAGGCAGUGGGGAGGGGAGGAGGUGGGGUGGGCAGGAGAAAGGGGAGGGGGUCUUUCCACUCCUGCCCUCCCCUCCAUCGCGGAGAGCUGGCAGUCCUGGAUGGGGUAAUGCUGGAAUUGGGGUAAGGGGUUUGGUGGGAUAAUGAGAAAACAGUAGAAGAUGUAGCUUGGAAUAGGACUGGACUGAGUACUUUCCACUGCUUGAAAAGAAGGGGAGGAUGAUGAAUUGAGGGGGAGGAGAGAAAAAAAGGGGGGCUGUCUGCCCAAUUUUGUGGUGGGGGGAAGAGGCCAAACUGCUCCAGAAUCAGAAACCCCCAUUCCGAAGUACGAAGACUUGGAAUUUCUACAAGGACGACCGGAAAAAAAAAAGAGGAUUGAAGUCGGAUCUGCUCUGUACUUACUCAUCGCUCUCCUCCUGGAAGCAGUGCACGAGCAUCGGAGGCCAGCUGUGGGUCGCCUUAAGAGGAAGAAGAGGACCAUUUACGUGCCCCCCCAAACUUUCUGAGACCCUAGCAGCCCCCCCCCCCCACUCUUCCCUUCUGCCGGCAGCUCAGCGCCGGCGUCUUUUUAGAGUCCACGCGGCAUUUUCAAUAAAAGAUAUUUUGGUACAA